UGAUUGUAUCUCCAUUCCUCCUUUCCACAACAACGAUAACAAUGGCGUUGACAUCACUCGCGUCGCGCGCUGGAUUAAUUCGGAUCAUGGAGGGGAACUUGGCAUCAUCUACUUACACUCUUCGCUAUUUUAGUGACGGUAAAGGCCGUGUCCUCAGUGAAGAAGAGCGCGCUAAGGAAACCGUUUACAUUCAGAAAAUGGAGAGGGAAAGGUUGGAGAAGCAGAAGAAGAAGGCGGAGCUCGAGAAAGCUGACAAGGGCAAAUCCGACAAGGCUGCCGAAGACAACAAGUAGAGCUGAAAUGGGAUGUCAGUUCACUAGCAAUUCUCCUGGUUUGUUUGUUGAAAAUAAAUAUGUUGGUUUGCUUGGAUCAUAUCAUGUUGAGGCUAUGGCUCAUGUACUGAAAUUAUAUGACUUGUUGGUUUUGCUCAUGGACUUAUGAUACAUAGUCUUGUUCCAAUGUGGAUGUAUAUUUGAUCAAGUUUCUUCCAGUUUAA
Salvia splendens (bonfire salvia) is the source of this 496-nucleotide messenger RNA. RefSeq lists its product as uncharacterized. The transcript has 3 exons. Lineage: Eukaryota; Viridiplantae; Streptophyta; Magnoliopsida; Lamiales; Lamiaceae. The coding region runs from base 42 to 293 and encodes 83 amino acids. The record is from RefSeq and is a predicted model, not a curated record. Gene Ontology annotation, cellular component: respiratory chain complex I.